UGGUGGAACCAGAGGUCUUGCCUCUCCUCGAAGGCCGCUGAAGCUGACCAGGGCUGUGAAGAAAACAUACAAUUAUGUUUCCCUGUCAAAGAAGGGACACUGAAGAAUUUGAAAGCAUCACAGAGGACCCUGGAGAACCUGAAAGCACCCCAAGGGACCCUGAAGGAUUUGAAAGCACCCCAAGGGACCCUGAAGGAUUUGAAAGCACCCCAGGGGACCCUGAAGGAUUUGAAAGCACCCCAGGGGACCCUGAAAGAUUUGAAAGCACCCCAGGGGACCCUGAAGGAUUUGAAAGCACCCCAGGGGACCCUGAAGGAUUUGAAAGCUCCCCAACAGAGGAAGAACAUUUAGCAGCUUAUUCCUUUGAUGAUGACUUUCAGCAUCCCAUGGUUUCGCAGAGGAGUGAAGAACUGCGUUCAACAUCUGAUUCAUGUCGGGAGAGAAGUCCUGUAGAACUGUUUGCAGAUCCAGGGGAAAAGGUGGAGGUUAUCCUUGGAAGAAUUGGAGUUGACAUUAACCGUGCUCUUAGUGCUAAGAGACAAAGAAUGGAGACAACUGCCAGACAGUCUUUUGAAGGAGUUGAGCAGAAAAUGAAAGAAGUUUGGAACUCCCAUGAAGAUGCAAUGGCACAGCUUAAUGAAGAGUCUGCUCAGGCAUUUGCAAAUCUGUUUGAGCAAUGGAAUGAGGAUUUUAAGAAAUUCCAAGAACAACACGAGAAACUUGUGAAUGAUUUUAAGCAACAGGAGAAGAUUUUUCAACGAGCUAGAUUUGUUCAGAACCAGAGAAUUAGAACAAUUAAAGAAAUACAUGAACAAUUCUUACAGAAAUUGGAAGACCUGGAGAACAGGAAUGAUGUUCUGCUUACUAGAACACAAAAUGAACUUAAGGAUGAAAUUAAUGAUCUGCAGAAAAAAAUUUUGAGAGAAUCUGAUGAGGAGAUGGCAAAGGCCGACCAGUCUAUGCACUUUUGAUGGGAAGAAUUUUUGAAGAAGGAACUUAAACUGAAGUGAUACAGUUCAAAUGCCAGCGAGGAGCCAUGCUUGAAGACAAGUACUAGGAUAAAUGAUGAGAUCAUUAGUCAUUAGUUUGUCUCCCUUGUCAUUUAUUUAGAAUAAAAUCCAGUUA
Molecule: messenger RNA, 1125 nt
Organism: Mus caroli (Ryukyu mouse)
Lineage: Eukaryota; Metazoa; Chordata; Mammalia; Rodentia; Muridae
Product: synaptonemal complex protein 3-like
Biological process (GO): spermatid development; meiotic cell cycle
Cellular component (GO): synaptonemal complex
Source: RefSeq, a predicted model, not a curated record